UUAAAUUUUAGCGAUUCGUCUCCAGAAAUUACAAAACCAACAGCGAUAAAUUCGCUUGAAGCAACUUCCGCUGUUGCCUUCCCGCCCGAUCCUCGAAUUGUUCAUCCAGGACUUCCCACUCCUAGCGGCUAUUCGCUGAGAACAGAACCGACUAACAUGUUUCUUCUUCCUACUUUCAUUCAACCAUUGCCCGGUGCAGCACUCGGUGACAGUUGUCCUGGAUCAGCUCCCGACUCCUUUUUGCCACAUUAUUCAUGGCCAGCAACGUCGCAACCCAUUUACUUGUUUAUUGCUUUAUUUAUUCGCGCAUCAGUUUCAGCUGACCCAAAGAGCUUGGCAGCAAUGGGAUUAACAAAAUGUCUGCUCCGGAAGCAUAAAAACAACCGCAAACCGAGGACGCCGUUUAGUACGCAUCAACUGCUAUCACUGGAGCAAAAGUUUCAGCAAAAGCAAUAUUUGUCAAUUGCUGAACGAGCCGAAUUCAGUGCAUCCUUAAAGCUUACCGAAACGCAAGUGAAAAUAUGGUUCCAGGUUAGCUCUAAUCAAUUCUUUUACUCUAGCACUAAAAGCAUGCCUCAGCUGUUAUUUAUUGCUAUUAGUAAGAAUUAUCGUGUGUGCGUGUGUACACGGCCAUUCUCAAGAAGUAGUUGA
Messenger RNA from Gongylonema pulchrum, 651 nucleotides. Lineage: Eukaryota; Metazoa; Nematoda; Chromadorea; Rhabditida; Gongylonematidae. The record is from the annotation of a GenBank genome assembly.